This is a messenger RNA of Psilocybe cubensis, 1104 nucleotides long. RefSeq lists its product as uncharacterized. The record is from RefSeq and is a predicted model, not a curated record. The coding region runs from base 1 to 1104 and encodes 367 amino acids. Lineage: Eukaryota; Fungi; Basidiomycota; Agaricomycetes; Agaricales; Agrocybaceae. The transcript has 7 exons.
AUGAUCUCUACAAACACUCUCGGUUCCCUCCUCCUCGCGUUCGCGUUUAUCGGUACACACGCCCAUACCAUUUAUACUAUUGAAAAUAACUGCCCGGCCCCUAUCAAGAUAUUCAUCAAUGGUAAAUCUCAGGGGUUCAUCGAGACAAAGAAGUCCAUGAUAAAAUCGUAUACCGAGAAGUGGAGCGGAUUUAUCUACAGUUCGUCCAACGGAGGAACGGCGGCAGGUUCGGGUUCAACUAAGGCUGCAUUCAUUGGAGAGUCUGGCAUCUACUAUAUCCUCAAGGACAGGGACAGUUUCAACACUGGUAUUGGUAUCACCGCAAAGGUUGAGGGUAGUGACAAAAUCUGCUCCAAGACGGUCUGCGACAGUCCGAGAUGUCGUUCCGCAUUCAACGUGGCUCCAGGUAGACUGACAGCUCUGGAGUACAGCUCCAAGGAAAGUCAACUGUGCUCGGCCGUUGGGGUCACUCCAGCCCGCAUUACUGCUAAGGUCGCCGCGGUAACCAGCAGUCUUACUGUGCCACUUAAGGACAAUACAACCCCCGCCAACAUCAUCGACGCUAUCUUAGACAAGCUUUCAGGGUUCCUCACCUCUGCUAAAAUUGCGAUUGCUGAUGGUGUCAGUGCUGGAGCGUCAGGGGAGCAUAGCAGCUACACAGUGACGUUCUGUCCAUCAGGAAGCUUCCCUGCUCCAAAAGGAUCAGUUGAGAUUCAUCCUAAUGGCAAUGAAAAUAAGUGUCUCGAUGUCCGAGGAGCCGUCUUCAAGAACGGAACACCAGUCCAGAUCUAUGAUUGCAACAAAACAAAUGCUCAGCGCUGGAUCAUCAAUCCUGACCAAAGCUCCCAAAUCAAAGUCGCUGGCACAUCAUUUUGUCUGGAUUCUGGAAACGUUCAUGACAGCAGAAUAUCUUUGAAGAUCUGGAAAUGCCGCAAGAACAACGCUAAUCAGCAGUGGGUAUACAGCCAAAACAACACCAUUGCGCUCGCAGGGACCGACUUCGCUGUCGAUCUGACAGACGGGAACACCGACAACCGUAACAAGGUCCAGCUUUAUAAAGCAUAUCAUGGCUUAAACCAGGUUUGGACCACUUCGCAGUUUUGA